Messenger RNA from Balaenoptera acutorostrata (minke whale), 2619 nucleotides. It is a transcript of the gene OPALIN, whose product is annotated as oligodendrocytic myelin paranodal and inner loop protein. Gene Ontology annotation, cellular component: plasma membrane; cell-cell contact zone. Bases 439 to 867 code for a protein of 142 amino acids. The record is from RefSeq and is a predicted model, not a curated record. Lineage: Eukaryota; Metazoa; Chordata; Mammalia; Artiodactyla; Balaenopteridae. The transcript is spliced from 6 exons.
ACUGCCUGGCAGCUGGAGGUGGAGUGGCUAGCCUCCCUCAGCCUGUGUAACCCAUUGUUUCUAAAGAGAUGUUGGUGCAGGAGUCGCCAAGCUCUCAGGCCAGCUCUGGGUUCUUUGCUGAGAUGGAGGUGUAACCAAGGAAGGGGCUUGAAAAGUAAAAAGGACAGGAAAUGAAGACAACGAAGGUAGAUGACCUGGCCCUGACACAGUGGCCAUGAAGCAGGAGACCAUCUUCCCCAAGGGGUGGGCCAAAGACUCGGCUACUCCCCUGACCAUAAAUGGCUUGGCCAGAGCUCUCUGGGAGCCACCUCUUCUCCUGUCACCCUUGCUCUCCCAGCUGGAUGUUCCUACAAAUGCAAGACACAAGCCAAUAACACCAGCAAGAAAGGAGCUUGCUGAGGGCAGCGUUUGGAGAAAGCUCUCGGGAGGCUGUCGGAAAUGAGUUUUUCACUGAACUUCACACUGCCGGCCAACACGACUUCCUCCCCAGCUGUUACCAGUGGGAAAGGAGCAGACUGUGGACCCUCUCUUGGGUUAGCAGCUGGCAUCCCGUCCCUGGUAGCCACAGCCCUGCUGGUGGCCUUACUAUUUACUCUGAUUCACCAAAGAAGAAGCAGCAGUGAGUCCACCGAGGAAAGUGAGAGGCCUUGUGAAAUCUCAGAAAUCUAUGACAGUCCCAGGAUAGCUGAGAAUCCUAGGAGGUUACCCACACAGGAGAAGAAUAUCAUGGGAGCAGAAGAAGCCCACAUAUACGUGAAGACUGUUUCAGGAAGUGAGGAGCCCAUUCGUGACACUCACCGUCCUGCUGUCGAAGUGGAGAGAAGGAGGGGAUUGUGGUGGCUUAUUCCCAGACUGAGCCUGGAGUGAUGCAGCACAGCCAAGGAGCAGAUCUGGAGCUGGAACAGAGCUAAGCACACAGGGAUUUGUGCUUGGAAUGAGGAGAGACGCCACGCUGCCUCUUAACCAAUCCAAAUUUCAUUUGCAGAUCUGGAAAACUUUGGGGUUGACUUUACUCUUCAAGGAACAGAUCUGAUAAGGUUCCUUCCAACGCUCAGACCUUGUGGUUUAAUAAGCAGUGAAGUCAUUCUGCAUCCAAAAGGAGCCCUUGGAUCCUGCUCCUGACCCCAGUGGGGAUUUGCUUUUCUUUGUGAUUUGGGGAAAGGGGUUUGAUUUCUCAGUGACUUGCCUCCUCAUCUUUUUUCAUAUCCGUUUUCUCAAAAGAGCCAUCAGACCUGGCUUCCAUGGGCAAGUUGGCCAAGGCUAGCAUGGUGCAAGUUGGGAUAUAAAUGAAACGUACAGGGGAUGUGUGAGGAGAAGCAGUUCCUUAUUUCUGAACAACUCAGGGUAGAAACCACGUGGAACCACAAGUUCCCUGAUCACAGGGGCAGCCCACUGCUGCGUCAUUCAUCACUCCCACUUGUGAUCAGAGGGUAUCUAAGGAUACCCUGUAUGAGCCCAUUCUGUAAUGGGCUCUGUGUCUGUGUGUGGGUGCGUGUGCACGGAGGGUAAAUAGGGAGGAGGGAAAGCAGAGGUUGUUUCAAAAGAUUAUUAGAAAUGAGGGCUAUACCCAUUUUGCGGGAGUGGAGAGAAAGGCCCAAGUCCUUGGACCAUAAUGGGGAAAAACUCAUUAGCAGGAAGAAAGAUCAAGAGAACUCUGAGUGGAUGAACACAGGACCAAAGGGAUGGGCUAAGUAGCAAUGUGACUGUCAUCUGAGGGGAGCCCAUGACAGUGCCACCGUCGCUUCUGUGAGGAGGCUUACGGGAGUCCUGGUUCCCCUAGGCAGGUCCAUUGCUUGUGAGCACGCCGGGUCUCCUGGUGGGAGAACUGGGUCCAGGGCAUCUUGGGGUCCACCCACCAGCCCCAUGGGCCUCCUUGAAAUGCUGUGGAAACAUUCCUUUCUCACACGGGGACCCUGAUUGCUCAGAAACACACCUCCUCUUCUUCAAAUAACCAAGGACAGGUUAUACACAUCCAAUCACUGCCACACACUAACACGUGCUCUUCAAAGCUCUUUGUGAAAUUCAGUUUUGUACCAAGUCCACUGAGUCUAGUCACGUUAACAAGCAGAUUUGGCCGUUUUUAAGCAGACAUGCCCAGGGAUCCAGGUGCUUAUACUCCUCUUACACGGUGGGAAGGACCUUGGAUUUGCUGAGAACAUGACUGUGGCCUUAGCCUUGACACUCACAGGUCUGAGCUCUGGAGCAUAUCAUGGACCUUAGCUCUCUAUGUACAAAAUGGAGAUAGCCGUUUUCUUCCUCCUACCCUUAGGGGUGUUGUGAGGCUGAACGGAAACAGGCAAGUGAAUAAGUUUUGUUUCUGAUCUGAAAAAGAAUGAUUAACAUUUUACCUUUAGGUAUGAUAUUUGCUGUAAUUUUUUUUUUUAAAGAUGUCUUGUUUCAAGUUAAGGAAGUGCCUUUUAAAUUUUUGGUUUGUUAGUAGUCUGUAAAGUGAGACUUGUAUUUUGGAUCAUUUAUUUUAAUUCUACUUGCAAUCCAUUACUUAGUAUCUUUAUUUUAAAUGGUUUCUACUAAAUUAGCUAGGUUCAGUAUUUCUGCCAUUUUUUUUUUCUGCUAUGAUGCACAAGAACUCAUUUUAGAAUAAAGUGAAAAGCAAAAUGA